GAAGUUUCAAAGAGUCGAUACAACUGAAACGGUUUCAAAGAGUUAAUAUAAAGACUCGCGAUGUUUUGCGCACAAGCUCGAGUUUGGAAUAUCGCUGGCAGGUCGACAUCAAUGAGACUUCUUCGAUUGAGGACUCUUUUUACUCACGGAUCACAAGCCACGUACAUUGACGAAAUUAGAGAAAGCGUAAUUGGAAAACAGACGAAGAGAACCCAAGAAUCCACGUCGCCCGAAAAUGCACUGAAUGUUGUCUUUUUCGCAAAUAAACACAAUAGUAUGAGCCAAAGAUUGUGUUUGGAACUCGAAAAGCGAAACCAUCACGUUAAGGUUUUCGAAAUCAACAACAGUUCUGAAAUGAGCGAGGUAGCCAAAAAUCAACAGGCAGAUAUAAUAUUGGCGCCGUUUUUGACAAAAACCGUCCCCGAUGACGUGUGGAACAAUUCCGGAGUGCCUUGCAUCAUUGUUCAUCCGGGAAUAGAAGGAGACCGCGGCCGACAUUCCUUAGAUUGGGCACUUAAACAGCAACAACCGGAGUGGGGCGUGACUCUUCUCCAGGCCGCCGAAGAGAUGGAUGCAGGCGACAUUUGGAGCACCUUCAAUUUUAAAUUAAAUCGCACGAACAUCAACACUCUUACAAAAUCAAGCUUGUAUACAAAUGAGGUAACAGACGCUGCUGUGAGGUGUCUGCUGGAUACCGUGGAACGAUUCAGAAACGGACAGUCCCCGCGACCUUUAAACUAUGAAAAUGCAAAUGUUAAGGGAAAAUUAAUGGAGCCGCUGAAGAACGCUGACAGAACUGUAGACUGGAAACAACCCGCUGAGGAAGUUGCAUGCCGAGUGCGCAUGUCUGAUUCGUCACCCGGUGCCAUAGCAACGCUGUUGUUGAAAGAUAAUGGUAAAAUGUUAAAUGAAAAGUAUCGGGUAUUUGGAGCACAUUUGGAACAAGCAGACUCGUUUAACUCUCCCAGUUAUGAACCCGGACAGAUUAUCGCCCAGCGUCAUGGGGCGAUAUUGGUGAAAUGCGGUGAAGGCGCUAUAUGGUUGAGUCACCUUAAGAGAAAUAAAUUGAAACUACCAGCAACGUCAUGGCUAAAACAAAAUGGGAUAAGUAUCCCAAGCAUGCCCGAACCAAACCUGGAAAUAUUCAACGAAGCAUACCCUCGAACUUUCCAGGAAAUUUGGACAAAGCAAACUCCAGAUGGAGCGUGUUACGUUCAUUUCAACUUUUACAACGGAGCAAUGAACACAGAUCAGUGCCAAAGAUUAUCAAAUGCUCUGCGCAAAAUUGCCCGUGACGAAAACACCAAGGUCGUAGUUCUCAUGGGCGGACACAACUUCUUCAGCAAUGGAAUCCACCUCAACUGCAUAGAAAACGCGGCGAACCCGUCUAUAGAAUCGUUGCAUAACAUCACUGCUAUCAAUGACCUAGUUAGGGAUGUGUUUUCAAUGCAGGAUAAGAUCACGAUAUCUGCUGUCCAAGGCAACGCGGGCGCUGGUGGAGUGAUGAUGGCAUUAGCAAGCGAUUUGGUUCUAUCACGUGACGGUGUCGUCAUAAAUCCACAUUAUACAAACAUGAGCUUAUUUGGAUCUGAAUAUCACACGUUUUUCUUAGAGAGAAGAUUGGGGCGAGAAAAAAUGCUCCAGAUAACAUCCGGAGCUAAAAGUAUGUUGUCCUCAGAAGCGGUUUCAACUGGUCUUUUUGAUUGUAUCAUUGGAGGAAAUGUAACAGAAUUCCAAAGCGAACUGGAACAAGUGGUGACAAAGGUAGUUUAA
Molecule: messenger RNA, 1773 nt
Organism: Dendronephthya gigantea
Lineage: Eukaryota; Metazoa; Cnidaria; Anthozoa; Malacalcyonacea; Nephtheidae
Product: hydrogenase maturation factor HoxX-like
Exons: 8
Coding region: 61-1773 (570 amino acids)
Biological process (GO): biosynthetic process
Molecular function (GO): catalytic activity
Source: RefSeq, a predicted model, not a curated record